AUGCCUAAAGGUGAAGGAGGUAUGGGAUUCAAGAAUCUAAAUGCUUUCAAUCUGGCCAUGUUAAGUAAGCAAGCUUGGAGGCUUACGACUAAUACAGAUUCUCUUGUAUCCCGUCUAUACAAAGUCAGGUAUUUUCCGAAUAACGAUUAUCUAAGCUUUAAUAUUAGUCAUAAUCCUAGCUAUGUAUGGCGUAGCAUCUGGAGCUCUAAAUUUGUGAUUAAGGGAGGAUUGAAAUGGAGUAUAGGGUCAGGGGAGAAUAUUUCGGUUUGGGAUCAGUAUUGGUUGGUUGAUGGUACUUCACUGACUAAUCCUUGGCCUAAUAAUUUGGUGGUGAGUAAUCUUAAAGUGUCGGACUUGAUAACUCUUAAUGGUAAAGAAUGGAACCAUAAUUUGAUUUAUGCGCUUGUAGGAGAAGAAACAACUAAAAAGAUUCAAAACACUCAUCUAUUUGCAGCGGUUCAUAAUGAUAAAUAG
This is a messenger RNA of Vicia villosa (hairy vetch), 474 nucleotides long. RefSeq lists its product as uncharacterized. NCBI's taxonomy places the organism in Eukaryota, Viridiplantae, Streptophyta, Magnoliopsida, Fabales, Fabaceae. The record is from RefSeq and is a predicted model, not a curated record. The transcript has a single exon. Bases 1 to 474 code for a protein of 157 amino acids.